AUUCCCCAUUCCACAUUUCAAGUCUUCAUUUUCCAAUCUGAGUGCUCCAGUACUCAUUCUUUUUGAAGUGUAGCGUAGGCCCCUAGCUUUAAGGUUUGGACCAUGAUCAAAUGAUCAACGAAAAUGAACAGGGAGCGGAAAACUGAAGUUUGCAAGUUUUGCCAUGUGUUGUGUACACAUCGUUUUGUAUAGAAGAAUGGCCUUGUUGACAAGACCAGCUCUAAUUGGCUUACUUCCCUGUUAUAUUUUGAUAGAUUCGUGAUACUUGGAGAGGUGCAAGUUACAUCGUAUUCAACCAUGGGCGCAGGAGAGAGUAAGCCAGCGCUUAAACCCAGGGCACCGCACAUAUAUGCGACCAACCGAGUCAAAGGUGUCAAAGAGAUAUUUCUACGGGUCCGAGGCGACAAACUAAGGGAAACUAAGGAAUUUACUCGUAUUAUGGACGAGGCUAAAGGAAUGGUUGCCGCUGCUCAGGCUACAGGGAAGUUAAACAACCAUCAUAAAGACGAGAAAGAGAAGGAGCGGCGAAUUCACAACAGUUUGAUCCAUGGAGGUUUCAACCAUUUUCCGUUUGGCGAGACCAUGCCAUUUCCAGCUGAAAAUGAUGGUCAUUUAAUGUAUGUCUCAGUACACGACGGGGACAAAAUGUGGCUCACAGAUAUGGCCGUGGAUCCUGAACGUUAUGGCUGUGUUACGAUCAAAGGCGACCAAGAGGGAAUUAGCGUGUACCCAUCUAAUCCCAAGCCCUGCUGGGUCCAAUUGCAAGACGAUUGUAGUUCACUUUCCAGUAAAAAUUUGUUAGAGGUUGAGCGAAGAAGCAACAACAUCCCUGUUUAUCUCGGAAGAGCAAUCUGGCAAGCUGAUUUGUUGGACCCAGAGCGACAUCGUGUUCUGGUUUGUAAAGUGUGGCAAGAAAAUAGGAGAUUAUGUGUUUACCCCGACAUGGUGAGUUUUAUACAACUUGGACGUCCCAGGAUAAGUGCUCUUUCGGCCACAAGGUAUGAGUGGGUUAGGGCAGAGCCUGGAAACCCUGUUCCAGUUAAUGCAGUUAGAGUGAGCGACAAGGAUGGGUCUCAGCCGGUGUAUCUCGGGCGUAUUCAUGGCGACAGAGCUUGUGGAAUAACGGAAGUGGAUGGCAUGUUUAACAAAUUUAUUGCCUCGAUGAAUGUUCAUUUACUUAGUGGUGAUCAACUCACCGCGUCGACAGGGGAAGUUCUCCUGUUGACUGCAGAACCCAUGCAGCCUCGAGAUGGAAAACGACCAAAGAAAUAAGCACUUUUUAUUACAUGUACUCACGCUAAUUUUUCGCUUGAACCUGUGAUAUUAAAACUUGUUUUAUCCGUU
Messenger RNA from Pocillopora damicornis (cauliflower coral), 1344 nucleotides. RefSeq lists its product as uncharacterized. The record is from RefSeq and is a predicted model, not a curated record. NCBI's taxonomy places the organism in Eukaryota, Metazoa, Cnidaria, Anthozoa, Scleractinia, Pocilloporidae.